UAAACACGCGCUCGAUGACUAUAACUGACACCCACCCUGCGUCGGAGCUAUGUUUAAUAGGACACAUGCAUUCGUUUCCGAAGAUUCUGGUGUAAACGAGCGACUAGAUUGGCAGUGAUCGACAACUCCCCAUGUCGCCUGAGCGAAACUCGUCCGAGCAGUCAGCGCAAGGCUGGAAAGUUUGAGGGCUACAGACCGAUCUGCUACUUUAGAUAAAUGUGAACAUCGACUCGGAAUCUGGAUACCGUCCUGAGCCGCAUCUAAGAAACUCAAUGAACAGACCAUGGCAAACUAUAAAGCCCAAAUGAUAUAUUCUUCACUGAUUGUUGCUCUCUUGUUUUAUCUUUGUGCAGCUGAUCAGUUGAUCAACCCGAAGGACAUUCCGCUUGGAAUAUGCAGUCCCGUCAGCUCCUGCUGGCACUACGAAAGUCCUCCCGACGAAAUUUGCCCCGUUGAUCUCUCAAAAUGCCCAAACGACGAUCCUAGCUGCGGCAUGUAUCAUAGCGACUGCUACUGUAAACUCAAGACCGGGCUCUCAUGCGCAUGGGUUUGCGGCUGGUGGGAAUGGAUGCAAAUCGAAGACUGGUUCUUUAAGCAAUGCCCGGAUGCACCAACCGUUGAAUUCAGCAAAGCUCCAACAUGCGUCGCAACAUGCCUCGCGGAGAAAAGCAUCGACUAUGGAUGUUUGACGAAGAAUACGAACUGCUUCUGCAUCCACGGUUCGCUUUUCGAUUGCCAACAGUGGUGUGGAGAUCAAGACAAGCAGAAGUUGAAGGGUUGGCUCAUGGACACUUGUGGCAUCGACGAGAGCUUAGCCGCGGCAGGAGUGGAGAGUGGGGACUUCACGGUCGCAUCGAGCGCGAACACAGGCAGAGAAGCUAUCUUAACAUCACGACGAAGAAGGAAGCUAAGAUGGUAUGAAAUUAUGGUGAUUGCCCUGCUAUCAAUUUCAUUUGUCGCUGCAGUAGCUUUGUGGGGGUGGGUGAGAUGGACUAAUGCUGGGGGCAAGAUCAGGACUGCUCUUCCUCGUGACGUGAAAGUUCAGUAGCAUCAAGGUCAAACAGUAUUACUGGGAAGUGCAACCGAAACGGGUGAUUGCAUUAGGAAUUUGGGCUGCUUUCAAUCCUUUUAGUUUAUUGUCUUGCCUUUAAUUUUUGCCGUCUCUCUGGAUAUAGCUACAAUGGCAGUUUUGAUUAUAAG
Aaosphaeria arxii CBS 175.79 is the source of this 1200-nucleotide messenger RNA. RefSeq lists its product as uncharacterized. The transcript has a single exon. The record is from RefSeq and is a predicted model, not a curated record. NCBI's taxonomy places the organism in Eukaryota, Fungi, Ascomycota, Dothideomycetes, Pleosporales. Bases 284 to 1048 code for a protein of 254 amino acids.